CGAUUCCGGUCGUCGGAAUUCUGAUCAGACGUACCUGAUCGCUUUGAAUCACGUGUGACGUUGAACCGUUGCCAGGAUUCGAGCUCGCAGCAGUUACGAUGUUUUGAAAGUUUUUUUUAAACGAAAUGUCCCUGUUGCGAAAAUCAAUCAUGCUUGAAAUCUCUACUUUCAGUUGAAUAUCGAAGAAGGAGGCUGCGACAACGACCGACACGGGGAAGAUGGACACGGUGAAACCUGGCUGGUUCAGUGAAAUCAAUGAUCUGUGGCCAGGUGUCUCGUUGUCCCUCGAGGUUGUCAAAAUACUGUACCGGGAGCGGUCGCCGUACCAAGACGUAAUGGUGCUCGAAACGAAGUCGCACGGAAGGGCCUUAAUCUUAGAUGGCAUCAUACAAUGCACAGAAAAAGAUGAGUUUUCGUACCAGGAGGCAAUUGCUUUUCUACCAUUAUGCAGCCAUCCAAAUCCGAAAAGUGUUUUAAUCGUUGGGGGUGGCGAUGGAGGGGUUGCCCGGGAGGUGGCGAAGCAUCCUCAAGUAGAAAAAAUAGUACAAGUCGAAAUUGACGAGACGGUGCUAGAGGUUUCGAAAAAAUACUUACCUGUGAUGGGCGCCGGCCUUGAACACCCCAAAGUCACGCUUUUCGUGGGCGAUGGCUUUGAGUUUUUGAAGCAGCGCAAACAAGAGUUCGACGUUAUUAUCACAGAUAGCAGUGAUCCCGUCGGUCCAGCAGAGUGUCUGUUCCACGAAUCAUAUUUUAGUCUAAUGAAAACUGCAUUGAAACCUGGUGGAGUAGUUUGCAGUCAAGCAGGAACUGCGUGGGCAAAUCUCGAACACGUUGCACAAACACUACAACACUGUAGGGCGGUAUUUCCAGUUGCAUCGUACGGAGUCGCAGCUGUACCUACGUAUCCUACGGGACAAAUUGGUUUCGUACUUGGUACUUUAAAUCCUGAAACGAAUUUCAAGGAACCGAGGAAAGUUUUUAGCAAUAGCGAACUCGAUCAGAUGGGCCUCAAGUACUACGACGCCGACGUCCACCGAGCUGCAUUCAUAUUACCGAGGUUCAUAACGAAGACAUUGCAACAAACGAAACAUAAAGAAACAAAUCAGUCUGAGAUUCUGUUAUGAGGAAAUCAUAGUGUAAAGCAUAAAGGGUUGACUGUGUUUUUUAUACGGUACAAAACAUUGAUAACAAUAUUUUUUUAGAAUUCUUAUGUUCGCAUAAAAAUGAACGAAUUACUAAAAAAUUAAAAAUUGAAAAUUCGUGUUCAGAAAUUUACCGUACCCAGAUCGGAUCAUCACAAAGAAAACAACGAUGUAGGAUUAAAAAUUCUUUAUUUCCUGAAUGUAAGAUGGUUAAUAUGUAUAUUUGUGAAAUUUCGCUGUAAUGUAA
Molecule: messenger RNA, 1389 nt
Organism: Megalopta genalis
Lineage: Eukaryota; Metazoa; Arthropoda; Insecta; Hymenoptera; Halictidae
Source: RefSeq, a predicted model, not a curated record